Messenger RNA from Musca vetustissima, 1407 nucleotides. Its product is annotated as zinc finger protein ZPR1-like. Gene Ontology annotation, molecular function: zinc ion binding. The record is from RefSeq and is a predicted model, not a curated record. Gene Ontology annotation, cellular component: cytoplasm; nucleus. Lineage: Eukaryota; Metazoa; Arthropoda; Insecta; Diptera; Muscidae. The transcript has a single exon. The coding region runs from base 1 to 1407 and encodes 468 amino acids.
AUGGCAACGCAAGCUACGGAAAAUAUAACAACAAACAGUGACUCCGUUCAGGAUGAGAAGAAGGGACCAUUAUUCAAAGAAAUCGAUGCUGACGAAGCGGUUAAUGAGGCAACUGAAAUUGAAUCGGCAUGUAUGAAUUGUUUCAAAACGGGUGUUACGCGCCUCCUCUUGACCAAAAUUCCAUUUUUCAAAGAGGUUGUGCUGAUGUCAUUCAAAUGUGAGUUCUGUGGCUUCGAAAACAAUGAAAUUCAAUCGGCAUCGGAAAUCCAAAAGAAGGGUGUACACAUCAAAUUGGAGGUUAAGUCUAGCAGUGAUUUGAAUCGUCGCGUUGUACGCUCCGAUUAUACGUCGGUGAAAAUUCCUGAAGUUGAGCUGGAAAUUCCUUCACAAUCGCAAAAGGGUGAAAUUACCACCGUGGAAGGUAUAAUCGAUCGUACCAUUCGCGGACUUAGCCAAGAUCAGGAUAAGCGACGCAUUGAACAUCCAGAUGCAGCAGCUGCCAUUGAUGCCUAUAUUGAACGAUUGAAUGAUUUGAAGUCUUUGAAAACAAACUUCACCUUGGAAUUGGAUGACAUAAGUGGUAACAGUUUUGUGGAAAAUCCAUUGGCACCGGCACAUGACCCCAAUUGUAAGACCACACAUUUUACACGAUCCAAAGAACAAGAUCAACUAUUGGGUCUGUAUGAUGCAAACGAGGUACAAGAGGGCGAAAAGAAGAUCUUAAAGGAAGACAAACAAUUGCUGAAACCUAUUCCAGAGGGCGAAUGGACUUUGGAAGAUUUACAUGGCGAAGUUUUACAAUUCCAAACGCUCUGCCCUGAAUGUCGUUCUCCAUGCGAAACAAAUAUGAAACUAACAAAAAUCCCCCAUUUCAAAGAAGUUGUUAUUAUGGCCACCGUAUGUGAUGUUUGUGGUUGUAAAACAAAUGAAGUUAAAUCGGGUGGUGGCAUCGAGGAUAAGGGUACCCGUUUUGAGGUGCGUGUUGAUUGCAAAGAAGACCUAACUCGUGAUGUCUUGAAAUCAGAAACAUGCAACUUACUCAUACCCGAAUUGGAUUGUGAAGUUGGUCCCUCAGCAUUGGGUGGUCGUUUCACAACCGUUGAAGGUAUCCUAACCGCCAUGAAAGAUCAAAUUGAGGGUAAUGAUGUCAUGUUCCAAGAUUCAACCGAUGAAGCCUUCAAAAAUCGUUUCAAAGGUUUCAUUGAAAAAUUCGAAAAAAUAUUGUCUUUGGAAAUGCCCGCAACAUUGGUUUUGGAUGAUCCAGCCGGUAAUAGUUAUGUUCAAUCGUUGAGUGACACCGAUGAACCCGAUGAUAAGCUGAAAGUAACAAAAUAUGUCCGUUCAUAUGAACAAAAUGAAGAAUUGGGUCUGAAUGAUAUUAAAACGGAAAAUUAUGAAGAAUCAUAA